Lathyrus oleraceus (garden pea) is the source of this 1753-nucleotide messenger RNA. Its product is annotated as protein PIN-LIKES 3. The transcript is spliced from 10 exons. Lineage: Eukaryota; Viridiplantae; Streptophyta; Magnoliopsida; Fabales; Fabaceae. Gene Ontology annotation, biological process: endoplasmic reticulum to cytosol auxin transport. Gene Ontology annotation, cellular component: membrane. The coding region runs from base 219 to 1448 and encodes 409 amino acids. The record is from RefSeq and is a predicted model, not a curated record.
UAUUUUAUUGGUACUUAAAUAAAAUAAAAUAAAAACAGUUGCCACCUUUUUCACUACUUAUUUUUUAGCCUCACUUCAAUCAUUAAAAGCAACAAGACAACACACUGAAGCUGCAAGAUAGGGUACGUAAUAUUGUUCUAUGCUCAAUUUCAACUCACCAAUGAAAUUAUGAAAAAUUAAUUAGCAUAUAGUUUUGGAAGAGUUCAUUCAUUGUGAUAAUGGGAUUUCUGGAGCUAUUUUCUGUUGCUUCUUUCCCUGUCAUCAAAGUUCUACUACUCACUGCAAUUGGUUUACUUCUUGCAUUGGAUAACAUAAAUUUGCUGGGAAAAGACGCAAGGAAUCAAACCAAUCAUCUUGUACAUUAUGUGUUUAAUCCUGCUAUGGUGGGUGGGAAUUUGGCAGAAACAAUCACUUAUGAGAAUGUUGUUUUGUUGUGGUUCAUGCCGGUGAACAUAUUGGUUACAUUUUUGUUAGGCUCGGCCUUAGGAUGGAUCACUAUUAAACUCACCAGGCCUCCGAAAAACAUUGAAGGUCUCAUUGUAGGUGUUUGUUCCGCAGGAAAUUUAGGAAACUUGCCGAUAAUCAUUAUUCCAGCAAUAUGUCAAGACAAAGGUAGUCCUUUUGGAGAUCCUGAUGUCUGCUAUCAAUAUGGAAUGGCUUAUGCUUCACUUUCUAUGGCAAUUGGAGCUAUUUUUAUAUGGACUUAUGUGUACAACAUAAUGCGGAUUUCUUCGAGUAAUGUUCAGAAAGAAGGUAACGAAAGUAGCGACUCUGUCACAUUGGCGACUUCAGAGGAUGUAUCAGAAUCACCUAUAGAGGGAUGCUCAGAAAAUAUAAAUUCAGCAUACAGACUAUUGCUUUCUAAGAAUGAAUCUGAGCAGGAGGUGAAGGUGCGUAUUUUUGAUAAAAUUAUGCAUAAGUGUGGAAUGAUUUUAGACAACCCAAAUUUCAGAGGCGUAUUUUCGCCGGCAACUCUUGGAGCGAUUGUUGGAUUUAUCGUUGGUGUAGUUCCUAAGUUACAUAGUUUAAUGAUUGGAAGCAAUGCUCCGCUUCAUGUAAUUGAAGACUCUGCUUCCAUGUUAGGUGAUGCUGCAAUUCCAAUAACAACACUUAUAAUGGGUGCUAACCUUCUUAAAGGAUUGAAGGGAGCAAGUACUCCAUUUUGGACAAUUAUAGGAAUCAUAGCAGUGAGAUAUAUUAUGCUACCAAUUUUUGGUGUUGUAAUUGUUAAAGGUGCAACACAUUUGGGUUUGGUGCAAGUUGAUCCUUUAUAUCAGUUCAUUCUUCUUCUUCAAUAUGCACUUCCACCAGCUAUGGCUAUAGGUACUAUAGCUCAAUUAUUUGGAGCAGGUGAAAGUGAAUGUUCUAUGAUAAUGCUGUGGACCUAUGCAUUGGCAUCAAUUGCGGUGACUCUUUGGUCAACUUUCUUCAUGUGGCUUGUGUCUUGAUAUAUUUAUUAAUAAUUUAUUUUUGAUAUUUAUAGGUUUCAAUUUAAUUGUGUCUGUAUAUACAUAUAUAUGUGUAGAAACAUAAGUGGAUAUGCGCUAAUUCGAACCUUUAUAGCCACUAGGUUAUUACCCAAAAGAACAUAUUUUCUUGUGUAGAUGACAUAAAUGGUUUGUUUGUCAUAUAUGUAUAUGUCAAUCAUGCAACUUGCGCCAACUGUGUGUUAUCCUCUACAUGUAUUUGGGGGUUGAUUGCAACAUUGCUGUCACUAUCAAGAAUAUUUUAAGUUCUCUUGUUUGCUACGUAA